UCAUCAUCAGCCAUGUCUCUCAAUUCAGUUGUCAUUCCGCUUCUCGCGCUCAUAUCAACACUGAGUUCAGCCAGCUGCGGCCUGCUGAAUCUGUUCAACACUUCAUCAGACUACAAUUUGGCCUCCGCCAUUGAUACGGCGUUUGCCAAAUCCAGGAACGACAUCGGAUUACUGCUAACAGGAGAUGUUUCAACACCGAUAGAGGAGGAUGUUACAUUCUGGUGCGGAAACCGGCUGUCGCCAGAGUUGAAUCAAACGUUGUUGGACGAUCCCGACGUACACGAGAAGAUCAACUUCACCAAACCAAUCAUGCUGAUCACACAUGGAUGGCUGGAUGACCAUAAGAAGAACUGGAUUCAGAACACAGCCCAGGACGCUAUGGAGAACAUGGACAUCAACGUGUGCGUCGUCGGAUGGGGUAAUCUGGCGAGAUACGUUUACUAUCAGUCUGCUAGGAAGCACACUCUGCUCGUAUCGAAAUACAUGACGGAGUUCAUCAAUUUCCUCAACAAAGAAGGAAUGGCUCUGGAAGAUGUCUCUCUGGCAGGACACAGCUUGGGAGCACAGAUUUGCGGUCAGGUUGGGUACAAUCUCAAAGGAAAACUCGGAGCGAUUUACGGAAUUGAUCCCGCUGGUCCGUUGUUCACGUUCCCUCUGGAUAAUGGUCUGGAAAACAGACUGGACAGCAGUGACGCCAAGUACGUCCAGAUGAUCAUCACUUCACGGGGAACACUCGGUGUACGGAAAGGCGAAGGACACGAAAACUUCUAUCCUAAUGGGGGCGAUGCACCACAACCGAACUGUGUCCUUCCUUUGACGAGCGACGCCGAAAUGGCCGAUCAGAUCGUUUGCAGUCAUUUGCACGCCACUUCGUUGUUCCGGUUUUCGUUGGAUCCAAAGAUGAUCUUCAAGGGGAGGAAGUGCUUCAACUGGAUGUCGUAUUUCUUGAAGUCAUGCUCCCUGAACCCAGCGAAUGUUAUCGGUGUACAUAGUCAGAAGAUUGGUGGCGAUUUUUAUCUCCGAACGUCGGAUGAUUCUCCUUAUGUGUAGAGUAACGAAGAAAAUUGUGAUGUGAAUGUCUUAAAAAUGCGUGUAAUAAAAUUUUUCUUGCUGUUGGAAAAGA
Aedes aegypti (yellow fever mosquito) is the source of this 1123-nucleotide messenger RNA. Its product is annotated as lipase member H-B. Bases 13 to 1050 code for a protein of 345 amino acids. The record is from RefSeq and is a predicted model, not a curated record. The transcript has a single exon. Lineage: Eukaryota; Metazoa; Arthropoda; Insecta; Diptera; Culicidae. Gene Ontology annotation, molecular function: lipase activity.